GGUGUUGCGCAUCCGUCCACUGCAUCUUCUCGUGGCUACAGGCACAGGAUAUGUGGGAUACAAGCAAUAUGAGAAGCACAAGGACAAGAAUCAUGAAAAGUUGGGUGUGGAGGUGGCCCCCAGAAUUGCAACUGAAUGGGAACUGAGACCAUCCUAAGAGCGAGAGGCAGGGCCAGCCGGAGGACAUACCUGCAGGAGAAGUUGGGAGCCGUGACUGCGCCUCCUCCUUGCCUCCUCCUCCUUUCCCGCUGCUGGAGCCAGGGGGGGGAAAGAAACAAGAGAGAGGAACCGAGGCUCAGCCUGACAGCCCAGGAUGUGUCAGUCAAGCGCCCUGCAGGGACCAGAGCUGCACUCAGGGAAAUGGUGAGAUGCUGCAAAGCUUUACCUAGCCCUCCUCCCUCUUGCUGCAACCUCCACAAAGUUAAAAUCCAUGUCCGGAGGCUGCGCUCAGGAAACGGUGGCGGUGGUGGCGGCAGCGGCGGUGCUGGGGAGCAGCACCCACAGCUGGAAAGCCCGGUCCCAGCUGGGAGCACCCCAAAUAGGAAAGCCCGUUUCAGGUUGCAAUUUCCCCAGCUGGCCCUGAGGCGGAGGUUGGGCCAGCUGAGCUGUAUGUCUAGGCCUGCUCUGAAACUCCGUUCUUGGCCUCUGACUAUUCUCUAUUAUCUCCUGCCUUUCGGUGCUCUUAAACCUUUGACCAGAGUGAGAUGGAGGCCUGUGAGCCGGGUCUCUCUGUACAAGUCAGUGCCAACCCGCCUGCUCUCCCGUGCGUGGGGCCGACUCAACAACAUGGAGCUGCCCACCUGGCUGCGGAAGCCCGUCCUCAGCCUCUACAUCUGGACCUUUGGGGUGAACAUGAAGGAGGCGGCCGUGGAGGACCUCCAUCACUACCGGAACCUGAGCGAAUUUUUCCGACGGAAGCUGAAACCCCAGGCGCGGCCCGUCUGCGACCGGCAUAGCGUGAUCAGUCCUUCGGAUGGAAAGAUCCUCAGUUUUGGACAAGUGAAGAACUGUGAAGUGGAACAAGUAAAAGGCAUCACUUACUCUCUUGAGUCCUUCCUGGGUCCCCACGCCAGUCACGACAACUGCCAAAAUAAUCCAACUUCCUGUUGCGAGUCCUUCCAAAAACAGCUGGUCACAAAAGACAGCAACGAGCUCUUCCAUUGUGUGAUAUACCUGGCCCCAGGAGACUACCACUGCUUCCACUCACCCACCGACUGGAAGGUCUCUCAUCGGCGUCACUUCCCAGGAGCCCUGAUGUCUGUGAACCCUGGCGUAGCACGUUGGAUCAAAGAACUGUUCUGCCAUAACGAGCGGGUCGUCCUGUCGGGCUACUGGAAACACGGCUUCUUUUCCUUGACAGCAGUGGGAGCUCAGAAUGUGGGCUCCAUCCGCAUUUACUGUGAUCAGAAGCUGCAGACCAACAGCCCUCGCUACAGCAAAGGGUCAUUCAACGAUUUCAGCUUUGUAACCAGCAAGGACCAUGAAGGCAUUCCGAUGAGGAAAGGAGAACAUUUAGGCGAAUUUAAUUUAGGCUCAACAAUUGUUCUAAUCUUUGAGGCACCCAAAGAUUUCAACUUCUACUUGAAGCCUGGCCAGAAAAUCCGCUUUGGGGAGGCUCUGGGGUCCCUCUAAGGUCUCAGUGGUCAGAGGGGAGGGGCUUUUCUAUGGACAGGGACUCCGUUCAUACAAGGAAACCGUUCGGUAUGGUGGAGUAUUGCUCAGCAGGACCUGAGUGAAGAGAACGAGUCCUUCGUCUCAACCUGGGGGUGCCGGGCUAGUCUCACAGGGAGGGUUGUGGAUUGAUGGGGGACCGUGGCCCUUAAGGAUGUGGAUCGGGUGGCUUCUCUUCCCUCUGGGCUCUGGAACAACGGCAGCUUCUUCCCCCGGCUCCAUAGGCCGCUGCCUUUGCGCCACUCCUCAAGCUCUGCGGUCAAGAGGAAGAGGAAAGCUCUCUUCUUUAAAGGGACAGGGUCCAGCUGGCCUCAUUCAAUUCAAGUUACAUACACCAAUUUUUCCGUCCAAUCCUAGAGAAGGGGGAGGGCUAAACAGAAAAAAGGCAGCUUGAAAUCCGAUUAAGAAGCCUGCUAAAAAUCUAGUUCUCUCCCUUUAAAGCAGAGGUUUGUGCUAUCUUUGAGCCUCCAACAUCGAGUCCCUGUUCAGCAUUUUCCCUUGAUGUUGCUUUGGAUUGGAGGAGCCCAGCUGGCCUCUUCCUCUAGCUUCCUCCAGCUUCUAAAACUGUCUUGUUGCCGUGCUGGGUUAUCCUUCACUUUUUCUGUGUUGCACGGGGGAUAUCAGUUCUCCUUUCUUGAACCUUGCCAAAAGACACACCAGUCCCGCUACAAGGGAUGAGAGUUUGCUUCUCUUCCCUCUGUGCAGGGAAGUGGCUGGGUGGACUUAGAAAACACCAUUAGGAAUAUUAGGUCAUUCUCAUCUCUUCUCCUAGGCAUUAACUUCUAAUUCUCUGCUGGAGCUAGUCAAGGCUGAGGAAGAAGCUGAAUUGAUCACAAUAAAUUCUCCAGGUUGCCCUAAAAUAUCAUUUAUAGGCUUCAGGCUUUGAGGUUAUGCCACACACACACACACACA
This is a messenger RNA of Ahaetulla prasina, 2583 nucleotides long. RefSeq names its product phosphatidylserine decarboxylase (gene PISD). Gene Ontology annotation, cellular component: mitochondrion. Gene Ontology annotation, biological process: phosphatidylethanolamine biosynthetic process. Bases 136 to 1632 code for a protein of 498 amino acids. Gene Ontology annotation, molecular function: phosphatidylserine decarboxylase activity. NCBI's taxonomy places the organism in Eukaryota, Metazoa, Chordata, Lepidosauria, Squamata, Colubridae. The transcript is spliced from 8 exons. The record is from RefSeq and is a predicted model, not a curated record.